Molecule: messenger RNA, 387 nt
Organism: Anisakis simplex (herring worm)
Lineage: Eukaryota; Metazoa; Nematoda; Chromadorea; Rhabditida; Anisakidae
Source: the annotation of a GenBank genome assembly
ACGAAUUUGAAACGUUGUACGUAUCUGGUUUUGGAUGAGGCAGAUCGUAUGCUCGAUAUGGGUUUCGAGCCUCAAAUCCGAAAGAUUGUUUCGCAAAUACGGCCGGAUCGUCAAACACUAAUGUUCUCUGCCACUUGGCCUAAAGAAGUGCGUAAACUGGCCGCAGACUUUCAAACGGAUGCAGCGUCACUGACCGUUGGAUCACUGGAGUUGGCAGCGAAUCACAAUAUUACACAAGUGAUUGAAGUAAUGGAGGAAUCAAAUAAACAGCAACGUCUCAUGACCAUUCUUGAUGCAAUAAUGAAUCAGGUUUGUUGUGUGAACGUCUUUAUUGAUGCUUCAGCUUUUCAUCUCCUGGCAACUAGGAACCAUGCAGUCAAUUAUUAG